GCCGCGGAGCGGGGUAGGCCGGGGAGCGGGGCGGCUCUGACUAAACCCUCCCGAACCGCGGCCUCGGGACCCCGCGGUACCCACCCGCCUGCCCCGGGCCGUUCCCGCCGGGUGAGGGCGGUGCGGGGGGUUCCAGCGGAGCUCGGGAGGCUGCUGGCGAGAUGUGGCUCUGCUUUUGCACCGGGGAGAGCGAGAAGAACGUUCAUCGCUGGGUUCGGGGGUGAUGGGCAUCAUCCUUUAUCCUGCUGCGCUCCGGGGAGACCCCCCCUGCAGUCCUGGUCCAGCUCUGGGGCAACAGCACAAGAGGGACGUGGAGCUGCUGGAGCGAGGCCAGAGGAGGCCCCGGAGCUGCUGCGAGGGCUGGAGCAGCUCUGCUCUGGAGCCAGGCUGAGAGAGCUGGGCUGAGGCAGCCUGGAGAAGAGAAGGCUCCUGAAGGGGACACCUUAGAGCAGCUCCACUGCCUAAAGGGGCUCCAGGAAACCUGGAGAGGGGCUUUGGACAAGGGCCUGUAGGGACAGGCCAAGGGGAAUGGCUUUAACCUGCCAGAGGGGAGAUUGAGAUGAGCUCUGAGGCAGAAGUUCUUCCCUGUGAGGGUGCUGAGGCGCUGGCACAGACUUUUCCCAGAGAAGCUGUGGCUGCCCCAUCCCUGGCAGUGUUGAAGGCCAGGUUGGACACAGGGGCUUGGAGCAACCUGCUCUAGUGGAAGGUGUCCCUGCCCGUGGCAGGGGGUUGGAACUGGAUCAGCUUUAAGCUCCCUUCCAACCCAAACCAGUCUGGGAUUCCAUGAUUCUAACACAGCUUUCCAAAGGUUGUCUUGCUCAUACACACCAGCCGGACACUACAGCUGAUACAUCCACCACUGGGCAGCUGAUCGCAUAGGUCAUUGAGCUGCAGUGGGUGUCCUGCGGUCUGUCACACAGCUCUCUGACUACGUGUCAUACAGGCAUACUGAGGAUGUCGAUGGAUAUAACUUUCCUCGGCACUGGCUCAGCGUAUCCCUCUCCAACCAGAGGAGCAUCGGCUCUGGUGCUUCGCAGGGAAGGAGAGUGCUGGCUCUUCGACUGCGGGGAGGGAACUCAAACGCAGUUCAUGAAGAGCCAUCUCAGAGCAGGCAGAAUUACCAAGAUCUUCAUCACUCAUCUUCAUGGUGACCACUUUUUUGGACUUCCUGGCCUGCUGUGUACAAUUAGCCUCCAAAGCAGCCCUGACUCAGACAAACCACCUCUGGAUAUUUAUGGACCAUUAGGGCUGCGAGACUUCAUCUGGAGGAGUAUGGAGCUCUCCCACUCACAACUUCUCUUUCCCUACACUGUUCAUGAACUGGUACCUACGCGGGACCAGUGCCCUGCAGAAGAAUUCAAAGAGUUUUCUUAUGUGGGCAGAGAUGAGAUACCUCCCGAGGGAGCACAAGGGAGAAUACUCCAUCUGGAUCCAGUAGAAGACUCUUACUUGCUGCUUGAGGAUGAGCAGCUGGUUCUGAAAGCAUUUUGCCUAUUUCACCGCAUUCCUUCCUUUGGCUUUGUGGUGCAAGAGAAGCCCCGGACCGGUAAACUCAAUGUACAGAAACUGAAAGACCUUGGAGUUCAACCAGGUCCUUUAUAUGGGAAGCUGAAGAGUGGAAGUGCAGUUGUUCUAGAAAAUGGCCUAACAAUUUCUCCUUCUGAUGUCUUAGAAGACCCUAUUCCUGGAAGAAAAAUUUGCAUUCUGGGGGAUUGUUCAGGGGUAGUUGGAGAUGCGGCCAUGAAGCUUUGCUAUGAAGCAGAUGUGCUGAUACACGAAGCCACGUUGGACGAUACCCAAGAGGAAAAGGCCAGAGAACGUGGUCAUAGCACUCCAAAAAUGGCUUCGGAAUUUGCGAAAUGGUGUAAAGUUAAGAAACUGGUGUUGACUCACUUCAGUCAGCGGUACAAACCGGCUGCACAGAGAGGAGAGGAGGAUGCAGACAUCACCGAACUAAAGAGACAGGCAGAGGCAGUGUUAGAUGGCCAAGAAGUAACACUAGCAGAGGACUUCAUGACAAUAGAAAUUCCAAUGAAAAAGUUAAAAUUAUAGUGUUAGCAAGCUCGGUGUGAAGACAUAAAGUAGGAUGGUGUUGGGUAGCACUAUGGUUCUGGUAUCCAACUGUGGCACACAGAGAACUUGCAAACUGGAGACACUACGGGGUACAGUUGUGUUUCUUUUGUAAAGCAAGAAAAAAGGAUACUCAGAUGUCUGGAACUUGGAAUAAAUUCAUAAUAGAUGGUUUCAGACACCCCAGAAACUGAAUGUGUAGGCUGGUCCUGCCUCCUUUUCUUUGGACCACAGAUUCCUACAGCAGAGCACUGGAUCGUUUGGCUUAAUUCAGCCCUUGGGAAGGUCUGUGUUCUGCAGCAGAAUUUAAGAUACCUUACCUGUUACAAGCUUUUGAGUAACAUCUAUUUCAAACUUGUAUACAGUAUUCUGUAACUGUAACCCUAUUUCUAUAUAAGAGGACUGUCACACUGGAACUAAUAAAGUAUAGCUUCGCCAAA
This is a messenger RNA of Strigops habroptila (Kakapo), 2510 nucleotides long. RefSeq names its product elaC ribonuclease Z 1 (gene ELAC1). The record is from RefSeq and is a predicted model, not a curated record. Gene Ontology annotation, cellular component: nucleus. NCBI's taxonomy places the organism in Eukaryota, Metazoa, Chordata, Aves, Psittaciformes, Psittacidae. The transcript has 4 exons. Bases 955 to 2052 code for a protein of 365 amino acids. Gene Ontology annotation, molecular function: 3'-tRNA processing endoribonuclease activity.